AUGAGCUCCUAUUUUGCCAACGUGGCCUCGGCGGGCAGCUGGGCCGCCACCACUCAAGACCAAUACAGCUACAUGCAGAGUUCCAGGAGCCCAGUGGGUUACCCUGACCCCACGCAGGCCUACACGCAGUACAGCGCCAAUAUGCAAGGCUACCGCUAUCCUGCCGCUGCAUAUUCUGCAUUGGGCAACAUGGGGGUCGCCAUAAAGAAUGAGUACGAACAAACCACGAACACCACAACCUCAUCGUCUGCCCCUCCUGCAGGAUACGACGCCAACCAAGGUUUCUACACCUCCAUGACCUCCUCCAGGAGCGGUGACCAUACAGUUCCCCAGUCCAUAUCUGCUGCUGUUCCUCCGCCACCCCCUGCUCCUUCAACCCCUUCUUCAAUAGUGCCACAGGCCCUCAGCCCAGUGAACAGUGACUUCCACAGUGCCAAAAUGAACAGUUGUUAUAUGAAUCCGAUAACUGGACUAACCCCUUCGGCAGUGACCUCAGUGACCCACAACCCCCUCAGCCCUACGGACGUUCUUAGCCACGUCUACGGCGGUUCUCCUGACGGGGCGAUACAACCUUAUACCUCCAAGACCCAGUCCCCUGCCAACUACUACCAGUGGGUGAAGGCGUAUCCUGCAGUAGGGCAGGAUCAGGGUGCAGGACCUAAGAGGACCCGCCAGACCUACACAAGGUACCAGACACUCGAAUUGGAGAAGGAGUUCCAUUACAAUCGCUACCUGACGCGGCGACGGAGGAUAGAGAUCGCCCACGCCCUUGUACUUACAGAACGGCAGAUCAAAAUUUGGUUCCAGAAUCGAAGGAUGAAGGCCAAGAAGGAGUCGAAGCUAUCGAAUGACAGCACAGGAGAGAAAAGUGAGGAGAGUGAGGAGAAGGAAGCAAGUGAUGCCAGUCCUUCUCCUCUGCUCCUGACGGGGACGCUGGAAGGGGCAUUGGUAGAAGCACUAAAUGUGACUUGA
Molecule: messenger RNA, 972 nt
Organism: Homarus americanus (American lobster)
Lineage: Eukaryota; Metazoa; Arthropoda; Malacostraca; Decapoda; Nephropidae
Product: homeobox protein Hox-B7-A-like
Exons: 2
Coding region: 1-972 (323 amino acids)
Biological process (GO): anterior/posterior pattern specification; negative regulation of transcription by RNA polymerase II
Cellular component (GO): nucleus
Molecular function (GO): DNA-binding transcription factor activity, RNA polymerase II-specific; RNA polymerase II cis-regulatory region sequence-specific DNA binding
Source: RefSeq, a predicted model, not a curated record